AACGGACACUGUAAAAGCAGGAAAAACUCUUUCCACCAUUUUCCCAGAGCAGAUAGAUCUCAGAUUCUCAAUAUCAGUGUAAUUUUUUUGUUUUCCAAUUUAAAAAAAAAAAAAAUAAAACAAAAAAAGAAAAAAAAAAAAAAUCAAAAUACGGUACAUAGAUCGUGCCGUAUAUUCAAUCUAAAAGAUACGCAUUUUCGGUUACUUACGAGUUUCUCAGAUCUUUCAUGGCUUCCUCAAGCAAAAUCGAAUCUGAUGGAGAAGAUGAAGCGCUAGAAGAAGAGCUUGAGCAUUUCGAUGAUUUUACUCUUGCUUCUUCAUGGGAAAGGUUCAUCUCUGAGAUAGAGGCAGUUUGUCGGCAGUGGAUGGCUGAUGGACCAAAGAAUUUGUUGGAAAAGCAUGCAGUUCAGGUGGAAUUUUCAACAGAUUUAUUUAAAGUCAAAUCUGAGUUGAAGGAUGUCACUAAAAGUUAUUGCAUAGAAUACUACUUUAAAACCAACAAUGAUGCUAAGGUUGUGGACUGGAAUUCCACAUCACAUGAUUUGCAAUUGUGUUUUGGGGUCAAAGAGUUUUUAGUAAUUGCUCCUCAAAGUGCAAGUGGCGUGGUUCUUGAUACACCAGAGGCUAGCAAGUUGUUAAGUGCAGUUGCAAUUGCUUUAUCAAAUUGUUCUAGUUUGUGGCCUGCAUUUGUUCCUGUGCAUGAUCCUUCUCGGAAAGCAUAUAUUGGUAUCCAAAAUAUGGGAACCAUUUUUACUAGAAGAUUUGAGGCAGAUUAUAUUGGUAGCCAAGUUCCAGUAAAACUCAUGCAUUUGGAGGGAUUAUACGAGUUGUUCAUUUCUAAAUUUGCCUACUCCACGUUGGACUUAUCGAUGCAUCUUUUCAAAGUCCAUUUUAAAAUGAAGUUAACCUUCCAAACCCUUCCCUUUGACGAUGAUAAUGAUGACGUUGAAGGAGUUGAUGCUGAUAUUGCUCAAGCUGGAGGAUAUCCUGAUGCCGAUACCCACCACAAAACACAAUGGGAUGAUGAUUGUCCAUGGAGCGAGUGGUAUUCUGCAGAAGAUCCUGUAAAAGGAUUUGAGUUGGUUGCCACAUGGUCAGAAAAGAUGGUUGAAAGCUCCCUAGAGAUGGCCGAACUGGAAAAUGCAUCACCCCAUGAAGCUGAGAAGUGGAUGUUAUAUCCGAAAUUUUCUCCAAAUUUGAGUGAUGGUUCUAGAGGAAACAGAGUUGGUUUUGCUUCCCAGUUGCGCCUUUUGAUUGAUGCACUGGAUAUGUCCUUCCAUGCUCAAUUUAUGGAAGAUUUUGUGUCAGUUGAAAACUCAGGUUCUGAUAAUUUGAAGUCCUCAGCAGUUAUACCUCCACCUACAGUUAUUGACCGUUUGCUUAAAGAGCUAUUUCACGAGGGGGUACAACUCCCGGAUUUUUCUAACAGUGAGCAUAAGACUUCUCGAGCUAUUAAAGGGGCUCCUCGUGAAUCCCUUUUUGCACAAUUUUGUUUACAUUCUCUUUGGUUUGGUAACUGCAACAUACGUGCAAUUGCUGUACUCUGGAUAGAAUUUGUUCGAGAAGUUCGUUGGUGUUGGGAAGAGUCGCAGCCAUUACCCCGAAUGCCAGUCAAUGGUUCAAUUGAUCUAUCGACCUGUUUGAUUCAUCAGAAAUUACAUAUGCUUGCAAUAUGCAUUGAGAGGAAGUGUCAGUUGAAUGAGGACUUUCAAGAUUGUAUUGGAAGCAAUGAUCAAUCUUCUUCUCUUGAGGACGAUGACGUAGACAUGGAGGACCCAUCAAUUCUGGGAACACCUAGUGAAGACUUCACAGGGAAACGUGACAGCCCUGUAACACCAGAUGAUUUGCGAGGUUCUGGAAGCACUGUAUCAAGAUUUAAUUUUAAGCCUGAAGACAUUAUUGUGGCUACUGAUCUGAAGCCUUUGGAUAGUACCAGAAGGGGUUCAGCUGGUACUGUAGGGACUAUGAAGCUUCUGAAGUCAUAUCAGAGCAUGCAUAAACCAUUUACACAGGAUGCCCCACUUAUGACAGAAGACAUGCAUGAAGAACGGCUCCAGGCUGUUGAAGCAUUUGGUGAUUCAUUUAACUUUUCUGCUCAGUUGGAAAGAGAGGUCUUAUCUUCAGACAUGUCAGCAUUUAAAGCAGCAAAUCCAGAUGCUGUUUUUGAAGAUUUUAUUCGGUGGCAUUCUCCUGGUGAUUGGGAGAAUGAUGACAUGGAAGAAACUGGAUCAUCGAAAGGUUCUUCAACAGAUAGGCCAAAAGACAAUUGGCCUCCCCGAGGACAUCUUUCAAAGAGAAUGUCUGAGAAUGGAAAUAUGUGGAGAAAGAUUUGGAAUGAUGCAUCUGCUUUGCCAGUUUCUGAGCAGAAGCCACUUCUGGAUCCAAAUAGAGAAGGAGAAAAAAUACUCCAUUACCUGGAAACACAACGGCCACAUCAACUGCUUGAGCAAAUGAUUUGUACUGCCUUCAGAGCAUCAGCAGAGACUUUGAACAAGACUAGUUAUGGUGGAUUUAAACAAAUGGCAACCAAAAUGGAUCAACUUUUCAUUACUUUGGCAUCUGGAUUAAAGCGUCUGCGAGUGAAUAGUUUAUCUGCUGGGAGUGAGAGUAUUGAAGACCUUAGACGGCUGUGUGGUGUUUUUGAACAUGUUGAAAAGUUACUCACUGUUGCAGCUUCUCUUCAUCGCAAGUUCUUACAAGCCCCACGCCUCUCCGAAGCAAUUUUUAGUGACUACUUCAGUUUUUAUCUUCAGAGAAUGGGAACACGCUCAAAAGAUGACAAUGUUCAAAAGGAGUUUGACAAGAAGCAGCAGGUUAGGUUUCAUGAAAGACCAGUAGUGUCGAACAUGUUUACACCUCCCACUGCAAACCAGUCAUGGAGGAAAGUUUUAAGCAUGGGUAAUCUUCUGAAUGGCCAUGAACCGGUAGUGAGGGAGAUAAUAUUUUCCAUGCGUGAUAGUGUGAGUGGCAAUCACUAUGCAUCCAGGACUCCCAAUGUGCAUCAACAAGAAAUAGAAACAUAUAGAAUGUAUAUAUGUGGAACCUCAAAUGACCUCAGAGUAGCCCUCUCUAUUACCUCAUGCGAUUAAUCUCUUAAAAACCAUGUGUACAAAGUUAAUAUUCAUAUUUUGUCAUAAUUUCAUUUUAGUUGCCUAAGACCCCGUAUAAAGAUCUUAUAUUGAAGUAGAAUUACCUUAUAUAUAAUCUGUUCUUAACA
Ziziphus jujuba (common jujube) is the source of this 3217-nucleotide messenger RNA. RefSeq lists its product as uncharacterized. Gene Ontology annotation, molecular function: GTPase activator activity. The record is from RefSeq and is a predicted model, not a curated record. The transcript is spliced from 22 exons. Bases 228 to 3089 code for a protein of 953 amino acids. Gene Ontology annotation, biological process: positive regulation of GTPase activity. Lineage: Eukaryota; Viridiplantae; Streptophyta; Magnoliopsida; Rosales; Rhamnaceae.